CCUGGAAGCAAAUGGGGCUGUGUUGGUGUGCAGGGAGCUGCUGGGUGGCCUUGCUUAGGCUGAGCAAGCCCUGAGGAGUGCUUGGGCUGCAAGCCAAGGAGGAUGGGGCAGAGCUCAGGGCUGGCUUUGUGAAGGAGCAACAGCAGGAGUCAAGGGACACAGCAGGGCAGGAGCGGUUUCACACCAUCACCACCUCCUACUACAGAGGUGCCAUGGGAAUCAUGCUAGUAUAUGACAUCACCAAUGCCAAGAGCUUUGAAAACAUCAGCAAGUGGCUCAGAAACAUAGAUGAGCAUGCCAAUGAAGAUGUGGAGAGGAUGCUGUUAGGAAACAAGUGUGACAUGGAAGAUAAAAGAGUUGUUCCUAAAGCAAAAGGUGAACAGAUUGCUAGGGAGCACGGUAUUAGGUUUUUCGAAACUAGUGCGAAAGCAAAUAUAAACAUUGAGAAGGCAUUCCUCACAUUAGCAGAAGACAUUCUUCGAAAGGUAGGUGAUGGUGGGAUCUGGUUGGGGGAAAAUUGAAAUCCUAAAAUGUCAACUCAUAUUGCUUUGGAUGUUCACCUUGUGACUUCGGUAUGCUAAGGCAAUCAAGCCCCAAAGGAGGAGUGUGUGCUCUGAAAGCUUCAGAGCUUCUGAAGCCUGUUUGAUGCUUCGUUGCUGUGCAGGUGCUAUCUAAAGGAGGUGGCAUACACCAAAGAGCCAAGGAAUCUAAAUUCAGCCCUUAAACUCAUUUGAUUCACACGUAGUGCUUGAAGGUAAAAACACCAGAAUGAAUUUGGAGGAGAAUUGGCCCUUCCCUGCCACCUUCAUUUGUUCCUGCUUUGUGAACGUGGGUGUUCACUGCUUCCUGUCUCGAAUGACCGAAGCUUUUUUUAAUCCUGAGGAGACCCAAAGUCACUGGAACCUGAAGGGAUGAAACCUGGGCCUGCUUUCCUGUCUCCCUGUGUCAGGGAGUCCUCAGAUUUCUGUUCUGACCAGGCUGUAAAACUACAGCCAAAGGAAUUUAACAGUUGGCAGUGACAGAGAAUCCAUUGGACCCCCAGUAAUUCUGGUGGCUGUGCUUCAAAACUUACUGCUUUAAGCACUCGAUUUCUGCUGUGUUGCAACGCAUUUCACUGUAGAGAUCAGAUUCUCACAUAAGGGAAUCCUCUGCCUUUUACCAUAUUUUUCCCUGCCACCUUUUCUUCAGUUAUGCCACUUUUAUUUUUUUUCCAGUUGAAUCAUUUUUAUCAAUACUCAACAUUGUCUAAAAGCUCUUAAGUAUCUGCCAGGAAGGGUUUCAAUUGGUGGAAGUGGAUCUGUCCCUUAAUACAGUCACAGAAUGGCCAGGGUUGGAAGGGACAUCAAGGAUCAUGAAGC
This is a messenger RNA of Lagopus leucura (white-tailed ptarmigan), 1358 nucleotides long. RefSeq names its product ras-related protein Rab-10-like. NCBI's taxonomy places the organism in Eukaryota, Metazoa, Chordata, Aves, Galliformes, Phasianidae. Gene Ontology annotation, molecular function: GTP binding; GTPase activity. Gene Ontology annotation, cellular component: Golgi apparatus; recycling endosome; insulin-responsive compartment. The transcript is spliced from 4 exons. Gene Ontology annotation, biological process: cellular response to insulin stimulus. The record is from RefSeq and is a predicted model, not a curated record. The coding region runs from base 213 to 521 and encodes 102 amino acids.